AUGACUGUCAACUUGACCCAGCCAGCAGAAUGUUUCUCGCAGCGCGAUUCCGUACCGGGCAUACUCGAUAGCUUCCUUGACCACUACGCCGCGGUGCCGCUAUACCAACAAGGAAACAACGACACUGAUUUUCGGGAGCUGCUACGGUCCUGCUGCCCAACGAGUGUGUGGAUAUACUCGAAUCCUAAGCCCUGCACUGCAGUCUGCAACCUGACUUCCACGGCGCAAGCAAAUACAGCCGAGUCCUGCUUGCAAGGCGAGCACACCGACUCCGUGGUCCAUGGUAAUGCUGGGGCCGUGACGCGCGCACCAGGGAUUAUGAAUACCUUGCCACUGCUGAUGGUUGGUGGAUUACUUUUAUCUCGGAUUUUUCUUUGA
Molecule: messenger RNA, 378 nt
Organism: Penicillium lagena
Lineage: Eukaryota; Fungi; Ascomycota; Eurotiomycetes; Eurotiales; Aspergillaceae
Exons: 1
Coding region: 1-378 (125 amino acids)
Source: RefSeq, a predicted model, not a curated record